Messenger RNA from Rhineura floridana, 945 nucleotides. Its product is annotated as olfactory receptor 2AP1-like. Gene Ontology annotation, biological process: G protein-coupled receptor signaling pathway. Bases 1 to 945 code for a protein of 314 amino acids. The record is from RefSeq and is a predicted model, not a curated record. The transcript has a single exon. Lineage: Eukaryota; Metazoa; Chordata; Lepidosauria; Squamata; Rhineuridae. Gene Ontology annotation, cellular component: membrane. Gene Ontology annotation, molecular function: olfactory receptor activity; G protein-coupled receptor activity.
AUGCAAAGAAACCAGAGUGAAAUCACUGAGUUCAUUCUUCUGGGAUUUGGAGAUCUCCCUCAUCUACAGAUCUCCCUGUUCCUGGUGUUUCUGGUGAUUUACAUCUUGACCAUGGUUGCCAACAUUCUGACUAUCCUUUUGAUAGUGAUUGAUCAGCACCUGCACACACCCAUGUACUUUUUCCUGGGGAAUUUGUCUUGUUUGGAGACAGUCUACAGCUCAACUACCCUACCCAGGAUGUUAACCAGUCUCAUGACAGGGAACAAAACCAUCUCUGUUAAGGGAUGUCACUUACAGUUAUAUUUCUUUGGUUUCCUGAUUGGUACAGAAUGCUAUCUCCUCUCUGUAAUGUCUUAUGAUCGUUUCCUAGCUGUAUGCAAACCACUAUAUUAUGUUACUCUUAUGAAUAGUAAGCUCUGUAUGCGGCUAGCGAGUGGCUCUUGGAUCAAUGGCAUUGUGUUUACCUCUAUAUAUUUGGUCUUGGUGCUGCAACUACAUUACUGUAGUUCCAAUGAAAUAAAUCAUUUCUUUUGUGAGUCUCUUGCAUUGGUGAAAAUAUCAUGCAGUAAUGCCAGUCUUGUGACAUAUGCCAGCGUAAUCCUGGCUUUUGUAUUCACUUUCCCCCCUUUUCUUUUGACCCUGACCUCUUACAUAUAUAUUAUUAUUGCCAUUAUAAAAAUCCCCAACACCUUUGGGAGACAAAAGGCCUUUUCCACCUGUUCUUCUCAUGUAAUUGUUGUUUCUACAUUCUAUGGGGCUUUAAUCAUUGUGUAUCUGACGCCAAAGACUGAAACAAUGAGAGAUCUUAACAAAAUAUUUUCCCUGCUGUACACAGUUCUGCGCCCCUUAAUUAACCCCCUUGUAUAUAGCCUGAGAAACAAGGAUGUUAAGGAAGCUUUCAGGAAGACCACCAGGAAGGUUUUAGGAGACCACUUUUUGAAUUAG